AUGGGUUUAAACGGCGUUGAAAUCCGUUCUGAGAGCCAAGAAGUGAGGAAUUUGGUACGAGAUCUGGAGAAUGCCACUACGCUGCCUUCGAGAGGUAAAGCCACCAAGAGAGUUUGUGAUUUGUUUGAUAGCGACAAGAAAGUUGUCAGCUGGAAAUUUCAAGAGUGGGACUACGGAAAAAAGAAUAUUAAGUUGCCUUGUAAUGCUCGUGGUCUGUUCAUUUUGGAGGAUGACGAUAAGCCUGAGAUAGUCGCUCGUGGUUAUGACAAGUUCUUUAAUGUGGAUGAAGUACCUUUUACAAAAUGGGACUAUAUCGAAAAAAAUACUGUUGGACCUUAUGAUGUGACUCUAAAGUCCAAUGGAUGCAUUAUAUUCAUAUCUGGCCUUGCCGAUGGUACACUUGUUGUUUGUUCUAAACACUCAACAGGUGCUAGAACAGACGUUGAUAGAAAUCAUGCAGAGUCUGGUAAGUCUUUCCUCUUAAGUCAGCUUGCCAAGUUAGAAAUUGAUUCAAGAGAAUUCGCUAAGAGAUUACACGAAUUAAACGUAACAGCAGUGGCCGAAUACUGCGACGAUUCAUUUGAGGAACAUAUUUUGGCAUAUGAGGGAGAAAAAGUGGGAUUGUACUUGCAUGGGAUCAACCUCAACCAACGGGAUUUUGCUACUUGGCCAAUGGAAGACGUGGCUAGAUUCGCAUCUCAGUAUGGUUUCAAGCCUACAGAACACUUCAAACUGGAGGACAUCAAGAAACUGCGAACAUUUGUGGAUGAAUGCUCUCAACAUGGCAGCUACAAUGGUACCGAAGCUGAAGGUUUUGUCAUUAGAUCGCAUUUGAAGGAUAGUGGUGAUGAUUUUUUCUUUAAGUACAAAUUUGAAGAGCCUUACUUAAUGUACAGACAGUGGAGAGAGGUAACAAAGGACUAUAUCACAACUAGGUCUCGAGUUUUCAAAUUUAAAAAACACAAGUUCAUCACCAACAAAUAUUUGGACUUUGUAAUCCCUCUGCUAGAAAAUGAUAAACAGAUGUGCGAUAAUUAUCUAAGAGGAUUUGGAAUCAUCAAAUUACGGAAUGCUUUUUUGCAGGACUAUGGAAUGUCAGGUAUGGAAAUUCUAAACUAUGAAAGAGUUAAAGAACUGGAGCUUAGGAAUGCAGUGGAUUUUGAUAAAGUUGACGAGAACACCAAGUUUUUGAUUUUCCCUGUAGCGGUAAUUGGCUGUGGUAAGACUACAACCUCUUUGACACUGAAGAAUUUAUUUCCCAAAUCCUGGGCUGUGGUCCAAAACGAUGACAUUACGUCGAAAGAUAAGUCGAUGCUAAUGAAAAAGUCUCUAGAGUUAUUGGCCCAGCCAGAGAUCAAGUGUGUCGUUGUUGACAGAAAUAAUCAUCAGUAUAGAGAAAGAACACAACUGUUUACCUGGUUUGAAGAGCUAAAAGAAGAUUAUCUGGCUUAUGAUACAAAUGUCAAGAUAAUCGGUUUGUCAUUUUUUCCCUACGAUGAAUUAGAUAAAGUUGGGGAGUUGACAAUCGCAAGAGUGCUAGCCAGAGGUGAUAAUCAUCAAAGCAUCAAGUCCUCUUCAUAUGGAGAACAAAAAGUGUUGGGUAUAAUGCGGGGAUUUAUGAACAGAUUUCAACCCGUUAACGUUGAAAGGCGACCUGACAGCUUAUUUGAUUUGGUCAUUUCAUUACGAGUUUAUAAUAAGAACUCGUCACUACACAACGCCAAAACAGUUUUACAUGAGCUUAACAAAGAAUAUCCAGUGUUGGUUCCAGAAGUUCCAUCUUCUGAUAGAAUUGAACAAGCAUUUAAUCAAAGUUUGAAUUACAAGCCUAAGAUCACCAAAAUCGUGAGAGGCAUUGGUGGUAGUGAGUCUAAAAAAAAUCUACCCACCUUUUUCUCAGCACAUAUUAAUAAUCGCUUGGAGAUUAUAGAGGAAAUCUCUAAUCUUGUCCAAAAUGCGAAACUUGACGAUGCAGCAAAAUCUGGAAUCAAGAAGUUGUUUCAAGAGAAUAAAUUCCAGUCAGAGUUUCAUAUCACACUUUCCCACAUUUCACAAAGGAAGAAAGGAACUGAGCUUCAAAGAGCCACUUGGCAAAAUCUAAUUCAUCGGUAUCAGAAUCUAAUAUCAACUAUAAAAAUACAAAAAGAGGAAAGACAUUGUCUUUCAACGAAGGAUGUGGUCAAAUUCAGUAUUCGGAAACUCUGCUGGGACGAGAAGAUCGUUGGAAUUUUAGUUGACCUUCCCGAGGAACAUUUAUUUGACGUCGAUGGUGAAGCAGUGCCGAGAAUAAAUUUUCGUAACGAAGUGUCGCAUAUCACAGUCGGCAUAUUGGAAACCGGGACACCUCCCUUUUACACAAAUGAACUAUGUCGAAAAGUGCUAUCGUCCGACAAGAAAAGAGACUAUCACGUCUUAGAAUUUGAGUAUCCUAAGAGGUUCGAAGCUAAUGUCCGCAUAACCUUUCAAUAA
Molecule: messenger RNA, 2469 nt
Organism: Torulaspora delbrueckii
Lineage: Eukaryota; Fungi; Ascomycota; Saccharomycetes; Saccharomycetales; Saccharomycetaceae
Gene: TRL1
Product: tRNA ligase
Exons: 1
Coding region: 1-2469 (822 amino acids)
Biological process (GO): tRNA splicing, via endonucleolytic cleavage and ligation
Cellular component (GO): nuclear inner membrane
Molecular function (GO): GTP-dependent polyribonucleotide 5'-hydroxyl-kinase activity; ATP binding; phosphoric diester hydrolase activity
Source: RefSeq, a predicted model, not a curated record